AUGAACUCUGACAAGGAAACACUUUCAUUUCUUCGCUGUAACCUCUCAGAGGACAUCUGUCCACUUCUGUCCUCAGUUCUCAGCUCUCAGUCCUCCAGUCUGACCGAACUGGACCUGAGCAACAACGACCUGCAGGAUUCAGGACUGAAGCAGCUGUGUCCUGGACUGGAGAGUCCACACUGUAAACUGGAGUCUCUCAGGCUGUCAGGCUGUCUGAUCUCAGAGGAAGGAAGUGCUUCUCUGGUCUCAGCUCUGACCUCCAACCCCUCCCACCUGAGAGAGCUGGACCUGAGAUACAACCAUCCAGGGGAGUCAGCAGGGAAGCUUCUGUCUAGACUGGAGGAUCCCCACUGGAGACUGGACACUCUCAGUGUGGAGCCUGCUGGAGAACGAUGGUUGACACCAGGUCUGAAGAAGUAUUCCUGUCGACUCACCGUUGACACAAACACAGUCCACACCGACAUCAAACUGUCAGAUGACAACAGGAAGAUAACGCAGGGGUUGGGGGUUCAGUCAUAUCCUGAUCAUCCAGACAGGUUUGAUUACAGGCGUCAGCUGCUGUGUAGAGAAGUUCUGACGGGUCGCUGUUACUGGGAGGUCCAGAGGAGAGGAGAGGUUUCUGUAUCAGUGAGUUACAGAAGAAUCAGCAGGAAAGAAAACUCUACUGACUGUUGGUUUGGAUGGAACGAUCAUUCCUGGAGUCUGGACUGUCAUCCAGAUGUUGAGUACCAUUCAGCUGCUCCGACCUCACCUGGUCAGCCGCGGCGCUGUAUCUCUAUGGUCCGUUAUCGAAGUGAUCAGUACCGUGUCUUUCACAAUAACAGAGAAACAUCCAUCAUCUCCUCAUUUUCAUCUCCAGACUCUGAUAGAGUAGCAGUUUACGUGGACGUUCCUGCUGGAACUCUGUCCUUCUAUGAAGUCGUCUCUGACAGACUGAUCCUCCUCCACACCUUCAACACCAGCUUCUCUGAACCUCUCUGUGCUGGAUUUGGUAUCAGGUACUGCACUGGUUCAGUGUCUCUGUGUCCAGUUUAGUCUCCAGAGUCUCUUGUCAGAGAAACUGUCUCUGUUGGAUCCUGGACUUGGAUUCUGGUUCUGGUUCCUCAGUGUCUCCAUGAUGAUGAUGAUGAAGAAGGACUUGAUCACUGUUUAUAUUUAGUUUUUUGGUUCAUGUUUUUAUUUGAUAUUUUUCACAUUUAAACAUUAAAUAAUUUACUUAUGUUUGAUCAUAAAUUAGAUUUUUAUCUAAUUAUAAUUUUUUUAUUCUUGAU
Molecule: messenger RNA, 1271 nt
Organism: Cololabis saira (Pacific saury)
Lineage: Eukaryota; Metazoa; Chordata; Actinopteri; Beloniformes; Belonidae
Product: NACHT, LRR and PYD domains-containing protein 3-like
Exons: 5
Coding region: 1-1035 (344 amino acids)
Molecular function (GO): protein binding
Source: RefSeq, a predicted model, not a curated record